AUACACUAAUACUAAUUAAAAACCUUUCCUGGCAGAAUUACAAUAACUAAUCACUAAUCAUCAACAACACUAAUUACAAGAUCAUGUUGAAAAUCAAGAUACAACAAGGAUGGGUACUCAAAAGGGUUUUAGCCGUCGUUGCAAACAUGGGCCCCACAGCCUUGAUGGAGAUCUUACCAACCGGGUUGUUAUUCCGGGUCACGAAUCCAGCCCAAGAUGUUUCGACCAUUCUAGGGAUUAAUACGGCGGCGUUUCAUCACUACUCGUGUGAUGAGGCUCUUGUUUUUGAAGUGAAUCUCCAACAAUUUAGCUCAAUCAUAAACUCUGCUACUGAUGAUGAAGACAUUACCAUAUGUCGAUCUUAUGAUACUCCAAAUCUUGUUUCUUUUGUGUUUGUCAAUAAUCAAAAUAACGAGGAUAACAGAAACAUAGAAUUAGAGGUUGCCAAAGUGGAAAAAGACCAUUGGAGUGCAGGUGACGAAUUAAUGCAUGAAUUCAAAGUUUGCAUUAGGUGUGAAGAUUUAGCACAUAUUAUGGAGCAUUCCAAGGUGAACAAGGAAGCAAUUACUAUUACUAUGAUGGGAACCAUGGUGACUCUAAAUUCAGGCUAUGAAACACUCCAUCUCAAAGAAGAGCGUCAAGAAUGCAUAAUUAAGAAUGUACCAGCAGGAACAAGGCAACAUUUACAACUAAGUGUGAAUAGGCUGGACUCUUUUCUAUUGGUGUGUCGUACAACGAACAUAGUAUGGAUCCAUGAUUCCAAUUCCCGGUCUCCAAUUCGCCCGCUUUUGGAGUUUCCCCUCGGUGAUUUGGGCAGGCUUCUUAUAUUUUUGCCUCAGCCUUUUAUCAUCUCUUGAUCAAUAAUUGACAAAUUAGACUCAAACUCCCAUAUCUCAUUAAUUCUCAACGUAUAUAAAUAUUAUAAGGGAAGGUUAAUUAAGUAACUCUGUAUAUCUAUAAUAUUACAAUA
This is a messenger RNA of Spinacia oleracea (spinach), 970 nucleotides long. RefSeq lists its product as uncharacterized. Bases 84 to 857 code for a protein of 257 amino acids. Gene Ontology annotation, cellular component: PCNA complex. The record is from RefSeq and is a predicted model, not a curated record. Gene Ontology annotation, biological process: translesion synthesis; leading strand elongation; regulation of DNA replication. The transcript has 4 exons. Lineage: Eukaryota; Viridiplantae; Streptophyta; Magnoliopsida; Caryophyllales; Amaranthaceae. Gene Ontology annotation, molecular function: DNA polymerase processivity factor activity; DNA binding.